This is a messenger RNA of Chondrus crispus (carragheen), 336 nucleotides long. RefSeq lists its product as hypothetical. The transcript has a single exon. Lineage: Eukaryota; Rhodophyta; Florideophyceae; Gigartinales; Gigartinaceae. The record is from RefSeq and is a predicted model, not a curated record. The coding region runs from base 1 to 336 and encodes 111 amino acids.
AUGCAGGUUAUGCGGCCUCAAAAGCGACUGGCCUUCUUGUGGAUCGUCAAGAGUGAACACGAAUCAGCGACGUCAUGCUACCAUGAAUGCUACUCAAACUUUCCCUCUGCUCCUUGUGUUCUUCGCAAAGGGGACAUCGCGGUGGGGCGGCACGACCCCAAUCAAAUCAAGGCUAGUAUUGCAAUCCUGACUACGAAGCGUUGUGCCGUGUAUCUCUACAAGUUGCUGGUUUUCUUCCCUGUCGUCCCACACGCAAGUGUAGAAAAAACGAAAGAACAUGGAAAAGACCAGGAAACGAUACCAACAGUGGCGUAUUGUGAUACUGCGCUGAUUUGA